Heterostelium album PN500 is the source of this 3390-nucleotide messenger RNA. RefSeq names its product calpain-like cysteine protease (gene krsB). Gene Ontology annotation, molecular function: protein serine/threonine kinase activity; ATP binding. The transcript has 4 exons. Bases 1 to 3390 code for a protein of 1129 amino acids. NCBI's taxonomy places the organism in Eukaryota, Evosea, Eumycetozoa, Acytosteliales, Acytosteliaceae. Gene Ontology annotation, biological process: protein phosphorylation; intracellular signal transduction; regulation of MAPK cascade. The record is from RefSeq and is a predicted model, not a curated record. Gene Ontology annotation, cellular component: cytoplasm.
AUGGAAGAUCAAGAUUUAUUUAAAUUACCAGAUGGUAUCAAAGAUCCUGCGACAGAGUUUGAGCUACUUGAGAGUUUGGGACGUGGAUCGUUUGGUGCCGUCUACAAGGCAAGACACAAAAAGACUGGUCACAUCGUGGCCGUCAAGCAGGUGCCUGUCAAUGAAGACUUUCAAGAGAUUCUCAAGGAGAUCAACAUCAUGAAACAAUGUCGUUCGAAAUACGUUGUACAAUACUAUGGAAAUUAUUUCAAAGGUGAAACUUGUUGGAUUAUUAUGGAAUAUUGUGCAAUGGGAUCAGUUAGCGAUAUGAUGAACAUUACCAGUCAGAUUUUAAAUGAAGAGCAGAUUGCACUUGUUUGUUAUAGUACAUUGAAAGGACUUUAUUAUCUACACAAAAAUAGCAAGAUUCAUCGUGAUAUCAAACCAGGUAAUAUUCUGGUGACUCUAUCUGGAGAAUGUAAAUUAGCAGAUUUUGGAGUUAGUGGACAACUAAGUGAGAGAACUAGAAAGAGAAAUACAGUUAUUGGAACACCAUUCUUUUUGGCACCAGAGGUCAUACAGGAGGUUGGAUACGAUUCAAAAGCCGAUAUAUGGGCACUGGGUAUCAGUGCCAUCGAAAUGGCAGAGUUCCAUCCACCCUACCAUGAUUUACAUCCAAUGAGAGUACUCUUUAUGAUUCCUACUGCUGAAUCACCGAAAUUGAAAGAAGCACACAAGUGGUCACCAGAGUUCUCUGACUUUAUUAGACUCUGUCUUGCCAAAGAACAAUCUCAAAGACCAUCUGCAAAAGAUUUAUUAAAACAUCCAUUUUUCGAAAAGAAAGUAAAGGGUAGCUAUGUAAUGAGAACAUUGACAGACUCUGCACAGGAAAUUAUAGAUGUAGCUGGUGGCAGAGAAAAGGCAAUAAAAGAGGCAGCCGAGAGAAAGGCACGUCUAUCGGGUGAGUCCAGUGACUUUACUCAGUCUGGUUCGGUCGAUGACCCAGAUUCCGACGAAGAAGAGGAAGACUUGCUAGAAAAGAAUAAUAAGAAACACCAACAGGAAGAGGAGGAGAGUGGAUCUUCGUUUUUGAGUAACCAAAACCUGUCGAAACCACCUCUGGCCUCUGUGUAUGUCGGUAGCAACAACAACUCUCAGCAACCGGCACAGCUGCAACCACACUUUACUAGACCCAACUUACCCACCGGCAACAACAAUAGACCCAGCUCGAUGCCACCACAACAACCACCACUCUUCCCACACAUCCAAACCAAUCCACACAACCAUAGAUACUCAAAUCCACAGCCAUCUUCAUCCUCGUCAAACUCCACCUCUCCAGCUUCCAACGAACCUCUCAAUGAAUUGGAUUCAUUGUUGAACGGUAUCAUUUUAAAUAGUGGCAGCAGCAAUAACAACCAACCAAAACGUCCAACUUCAACAGGAAAUUUAUCAAACAGUUUUAUCAAUAAUAGUUUACAACAGCAGCAACAGCAACAGCAACAUCAUCAAAGCAGUAGCAUAGAAUCUUCACCUGCCAAACCAAGUCUCAGUUUUUCACGUCAACUUUCGAAUAACAGCGUUUUACAGCAUUCAAAUUCACCUUCGACAACCACUGCCAAUCCAAAGGCACCGGCCAGUGAGUUGGACGAUCUCCUUGAGCAAAUGUUGAAUCCAUCGUUUGGAACUAAACAGCAUGGUCUCACACCAAAGAGUUCACCGAAACCAUCGCGUGCCAAUGUCUCACCACAGGCAACUACCACUCGUGUCUCUGGUGUGUGGUCCGGUAGAAGUGCUGGUGGCUGUGCCAACUACUACUCAUGGAGAUACAAUCCUCAGUUCCUUUUGCAGUUGGCCGCCCCCACUAACCUCAGAAUUGCAUUACGUCAAACCGGUGACAAGUUGGUACAUAUUGGAUUCUAUUUUGCACGUGCCAAUCCAGAUAUUUCAAAACGUCUUAUUACACUGGCCAGAGAUAGCUUGGUGCCAGGUGUCGACAUUACAUUCCUGAGAAACACCGAGGUUUCCACCAAGGUCAUGGUUGAACCAGGCAACUACAUCAUCAUUCCAGCCACUUUCGACGCAAAACAAGAGGGAACUUUCGAGUUGGAGGUGUCGCCAUCCGAAGUUGGUACCACACUCAAACUCGCUGAAAUAUUGCCGGAUCGCGAUUAUCGUUCCAUCUCUGGUUCAUUUGAAUGGCGCGGACAAAGUGCAGGUGGUAGCUUCAGCGGUAGUUCCGCUACCUGGAAAGACAAUCCCAAGUUUAUGUUUGAGAUCUCAGUUGCUAGCUCAGUAGCUGUCAUUCUUGGAAAAGAACCAGACGUCAGUAAAGAUAUAUAUAUUGGAUUCUACGUGUUCAAGGUCGUCGAUAAAGCUAUGCCCUACGUGAACUUGACCGCUUCCAACUUGGUUGCCAAAACCAAUUUCCUCAAUGGAAACGAGGUGAUUCACAACCAAAGCUUUGCACCCGGUGCCUACAUAGUGGUUCCAUGCACCUACGAUUCCAACCAAGAGGGAUCGUUCACCGUCGCAUGUUUCAGCGAGGCACCACUCAAUAGAAUCGAACUUAAAGAACAAGUGUGUACUAUUGUUGGUGAGUGGAAGGGUAUCACUGCCGGAGGUUGUUUGAAUCACACCUCCUGGAGAAACAAUCCACAGUACAUGGUAACCAAUACCGGUUCGCUACCAACCAAGCUAACUAUCAUAAUGGAUCAGCUGGCAAAGGACAGUGCACUACUUCAAUUCGCUGGUUUCUAUGUAACGAAAUCCAGUGUCACUCAAGUGUCACCGGCGGUCUCACAAUACAAAAAACUCUAUACUUUAACACCCAAAGAUAUCAUUGGUAACACCGAGUUUAUCAAUGACUUCCAGGUCUACUACAACCUGGUAAUCGAACCAAACACCUCUUGUAUUAUCAUUCCUUGUACAUUCACACCGGGAAUCGAAUCUUCCUACGCGCUCCGUGUUGUAUCAUCGCAACCAUCGUGCGUACUCACUCAACUUCCAGACUGGGGUGUAAAGAGAGUCAGUGGCGAGUGGCGUGGUGCAAGCUGCGGUGGUCGUUACAGCAAUACCUCGAGCUCAUGGACACAGAAUCCACGAUUCCAAUUCAAUUUGAUGCGUGGCGGUCGCUACACCAUCAUUCUGAAUCAAUCCGAGAAACAGGUGAACCACGGUAUCGGAUUCUAUUUCUUCAAGACAUUCCCCGAUGGUAAUCUUAAAGAACUAGUGUGCAAGAGUGGUUUUGUAUCUGGCAAGGAAGUUGUCGUCGAAGGUGCCUCUGCCGAGUCCAUCCAAGGUACCAUCUUACCGGCAACUUUUGAAGCCGGUAUUCCAGAUACCUUCUCGGUAACCGUUUACAGUGAAUAUGAAUUUGAAUUUGUUCCACCAACACAAGCAUUUGCUUCGUAA